UGUACAACCGGUCGAACCAUCAUUACAAUAAAUAAAAAAAAUUGUACCAUUCUACAUGCUUUAGCGGCACAUCGAUAUAAACCAGUUUGACGAAACCUUGUUAGAACGGCAUCCGGAUUCAGUCGAAGGAGGGGGAAAAGGAAAAAUCGAAAACGAGUAGCUACAUUAACGUGUCCACAGACAAACACAGUUUGAGCCUUCAUGCAACCGCUGCAUGACAACCUGCUCACCACGUGCCUCAACGUUCCGACACGUGUCCUCUCCACCUCACCACCCUUUUUUGUAUAAAUCCAAAACCCACCUCCCAACUUUUAAACAGCCUCUCAUUUUUCUUUUCCCUUUCAGCCAAAAUAAACUUUGUUCGUCACAUUAUUACACAAAGAGAUCCAAAAUUCGUCCAAUUUGAGGUAUAAAGCAAAAAAAUGGACCAGUCGCAGCAGCACGGCAGCACCAUCCACCAGCAGCAGCAGAACCAGCCGCGGUCGUACCAAGUGGUGAAAGCCGCCACCGCGGCCACCGCGGGUGGAUCGAUGCUCGUCCUCUCGGGUCUCAUCCUCGCGGCAACCGUGAUCGUGCUGACCAUUGCCACGCCGCUCCUCGUCAUCUUCAGCCCCGUCCUCGUCCCGGCUCUCAUCACCGUCGGCCUCCUCAUCGCGGGGUUCCUGGCCUCCGGCGGGUUCGGCAUUGCAGCCAUCACCGUCUUGUCCUGGAUCUACAGGUAUGUGACUGGGAGGCACCCACCGGGAGCGGAUUCGCUGGACCAAGCUCGGAUGAAGCUGGCCGGGAAGGCGAGGGAGAUGAAGGACAGGGCGACGGAGUUCGGGCAGCAGCAUGUCACAGGUCAGCAGACCUCUUAAGACGACGAAACCGAGACACCCGUAGCUAUGCAUGUGGGGCUAGCUAGAGGUAAUUAUGGCCCGAGUUUUCGCCCCGGGUCGAGAGAAGGGGUGAUGAUGGAGAGAAGAGAAGUACAUGUCACAUUUUGAGGUUGUUCUAAUUUGGUUUUUGCUUAAGCGUUUGGCUAUGUUCCUUUUGUAUAUCUACCCAGGGUCGUGUUGUCAGUUCCUUUUUCGCGUGUAUCUUGAAAGAGUUGUGAAAGUAAUAAUGAGCAAUUUUUGGUGGCUUAGAUGAUUUGUAAUGUAAUCGAAUGUUCUUGUAAUCAAGUUCGAAAACGAUCUUAUAUAUAAUACGGAAUACUUCGAUUGUACUUGGGCUGUUCACAACUCACAAGUUUAACUACUCAUAAGUUAGGAUUACUAGAUACACGGAACAUAAAUUUUUUGGUUAAUCGUUAUAAAAUUGUUGGUUAACAGUUGAGAAAAUCGUUUAUGACCUAUAACGUAAAAGACAUGUAUUACUUACUAAUUUAAGAAUGAUGACAUGUAUUACUUACUAAUUUAAGAAUGAAUUUGACAUCGAUCAUAAUCAAUUUCAAAUUCGUAU
Molecule: messenger RNA, 1443 nt
Organism: Linum trigynum
Lineage: Eukaryota; Viridiplantae; Streptophyta; Magnoliopsida; Malpighiales; Linaceae
Source: the annotation of a GenBank genome assembly